Messenger RNA from Sporisorium graminicola, 1986 nucleotides. RefSeq lists its product as uncharacterized. The transcript has a single exon. The record is from RefSeq and is a predicted model, not a curated record. Gene Ontology annotation, molecular function: metalloaminopeptidase activity. Lineage: Eukaryota; Fungi; Basidiomycota; Ustilaginomycetes; Ustilaginales; Ustilaginaceae. The coding region runs from base 1 to 1986 and encodes 661 amino acids.
AUGGGUUGCUUUGGGUUCUUCAGCAAAAACAGAUGCGGCGAUGCUGCUUCGGUCAAGACCGACAGCACGCUGGUCGAAGCAGCCGCUUUCGACUCGGACAAGGGCCGCAAGCUUGCUCAGGCUGCUACUGCUUCUGCUGGCGCUGCUCCCUAUGCCAAGCCUGAUGUGACAGGUCCACGCUUGGCUGCACUACGAAAGCUCAUGGAUGAAGAGAACGUCGACUUCUACCUUGUGCCCACUGGCGAUGCUCAUGCCACCGAGUACACCGCUGCCUCCGACAUGAGGCGCGUGUGGAUCUCGGGCUUCACAGGCUCAGCCGGCGACGCCAUCAUCGGCAAGGACUCUGCCCACCUGUUUGCUGACGGCCGAUACCACAUCCAGGCUGCCGACCAGCUCGACGACAACUGGACGCUGCACAAGGUCGGUGUGAGCGGUGUGCUCAACUGGCCUGCUUGGCUCGUAGAACAGGCCAAGCAAGGCACCAGGGUCGGCCUUGACCCAGCCCUGACCAGCUACACGCAGGGAAAAUCGCUUGUCGAGGCUCUGGAACAGAAGCAGGCCUCUGUCGUCUUCCCUUCGCGCAACCUCGUCGAUGUUGUCUGGGGCUCCGACCGCCCCGCUCCUGUCGUCUUCCCAGUCUACGAGCACGAGCUCAAGUACGCUGGCAAGCCCGCUGCAGCCAAGAUUGCGGAUGUGAGGAAGGAUCUCGAGUCGCAGCCUUCCGGCUCUGCCUACUUCCUCUCAGCUUUGGACGAAGUUGCCUGGGUGCUCAAUCUUCGCGGUGCUUCCAUUCCAUGCCAUCCCGUCUUCCCUGCCUACCUGUUCAUCAGUGUAGACCGUGCGGUGCUCUUCAUCCGUCCCGAGCUGCUGCCCGAGGGCAGCGACGCAGAUAAGUAUAUUCGCGAUGCGCUCAAGAUCACUGUGGAGCCGUACGACGCGGUCUGGGCCUACCUUCGACGCUGGGUGUCGGAAGGGUCGGAGGUGCAAAAGCUGGUCUCUGGUGAGAAGCUGUCGUACGCAGUGGCCAAUGCAGUUGGCGACGAAAAGCUGGCGCUGCUCGACCCGUCUCCGGUUGCGCUUCGCAAGGCGGUCAAGAACGAUGUCGAGCUCGAGGGCUUCCGCACCAGCCACGUCCGUGAUGGCGCAGCCUGGGUGCGAUGGGCGGCCUGGCUCGAGGACCAUGUCAAGGUCAAGCGGUCUACUAUUGACGAGUGGCAAGCCGCUGUCAAGUUCCAGGAGUAUCGCAAGCAGGUCGCUCUGUAUGCUGGGGACAGCUACGACGCCAUCUCGGCUACGGGACCCAAUGCAGCGUUACCGCACUACGAGACCCCCGAGAAGGGCAGCCGCGUGAUCGACCGAGAGACGCCCUACCUCAACGACUCGGGCGCUCAGUACCACGACGGCACGAUCGACUGCACGCGAACGGUGCACUUUGGUCGACCGAGUGCCGAACAAAAGCGUGCCUAUACGCGCGUACUGCAAGGCCACAUCCGUCUGAGCGAGGCCAAGUUCCCCGCUGGCACCACGGGCGUUCAGCUGGAUCCCAUCGCUCGCCAUGCGCUUUGGCAGGAUGGCUACGACUACCGCCACGGUACCGGACACGGCAUCGGCUCAUUUAUGGACGUGCACGAGGGACCGCAAGGCUUCUCGACCAUGUCUGGCGGAUCCAAGAAGCCGGUGCCGCUGGAAGAGAACAUGGUGCUAACCAACGAACCCGGGUUCUACGAGGAAGGCCACUUUGGCAUCCGCACUGAAUCGCUUUUGGCGGUCAAGCGCAUCGAGACGCACCGUGACUUUGGCGGAGUGGCGUGGUACGGAUUCGAACGCAUCACGCAGGUGCCCAUCGCUACCAACUUGGUCGACUUUAGCUUGCUUUCAUAUUCGGAGGCUCGCUGGCUCAAGGAACACAAUGCCGAGGUGCGCAAGAAGCUGCUGCCGCUCCUCAAGGAUGACAAGCGGGCGGUGCGCUGGUUGCGAAGGCAGUGA